AUGCUAAACACAUAUGCCACCAUUGCUUUACUGGUUGGGGUUGUUGGAGUGAAUAGUAAAAGUUUAGAUCCUACCCCAUUUGUAAUUAACGGUCAAAUCGCUGACUAUGUACCUCACAAUGCGUACAUUCUCUUCAUGACUGAACAAAUGUCCGGAUUUUUCGGAGGUGGUUCGGUAAUAAGUAAUCGUCACAUUCUGACAGCGGCUCAAAACAUAAAAGGAUAUUCUAUUUGGGACAUUGGUCUUGGAGCUGAUUCAGUGUUUGGUAACCAACAAUUCUACAGAUCCAGAAAUGCUCUCUUCCAUCCGCAAUUUAAUGCCACAACCAGACAGAAUGAUAUCGGAAUUGUUUUUCUGCCUAAUCCGGUUGAUAUUAGUGGCCCAAUGGUCCGAAGGAUACCCCUUCCUGCCGCUGCAGGAUCAUUCAGACUACCACUAGAAAACGAACAGGGUUACGUGGUUGGAUUCGGAAAUGAGAAAACACCAGGUCCAGGCAGCUUCCUAAUGCAGGGCUUUCAACGGGUAACGGGCGAGACCCGUUGCAGGGCGAUCUACCAGAAUCAACCUACAGAUCGAUUCUGUGCCGAAGAUGCGCUCGUUAACGCAUGCAAUGGGGACAUCGGAGCUGGAUUUGUUUCUCACAUUAACAAUAGGCAGGUGUUGUUCAUGUUAGAUAACAACUUUGGGCUGCAGAAGGUGAUAUCGAUGAUCGAUGCUUGUACCUCUCUGCAGAAGGUACUAAUGGAACCCUCGUUUGCUAGUCUAACGUCCAGCUUGGACAAAGCUUUCAGUAAGCUUUGCCCCUAG
Molecule: messenger RNA, 807 nt
Organism: Sabethes cyaneus
Lineage: Eukaryota; Metazoa; Arthropoda; Insecta; Diptera; Culicidae
Product: trypsin-like
Exons: 4
Coding region: 1-807 (268 amino acids)
Biological process (GO): proteolysis
Molecular function (GO): serine-type endopeptidase activity
Source: RefSeq, a predicted model, not a curated record